Colletotrichum fioriniae is the source of this 2547-nucleotide messenger RNA. The record is from RefSeq and is a predicted model, not a curated record. Lineage: Eukaryota; Fungi; Ascomycota; Sordariomycetes; Glomerellales; Glomerellaceae.
AUGACGCGUAACACACGCAGCUCUACCCUCUGCGAGUGGGCACUUGGCGUUAGCGUCGAGGAAUACUGCAACUCUAUUGAGCGGCGCAGACGCAAGAAGUCCAGCAGCAGACAGCGUAUUUGCGUCGAGAUUUCCACUGACGACGAAUCCGAGGAGGAUACUGUCAAGAUCACGUACCCGCGCGCCAAUCGCAACAAGGAAUCUUUGGGCUCCAGCUCCAAGAAGGUCCGUUUUGAGAAGGCCUCGCCGAAGCCUGCGCUGAAGGCUGUAGACUCAGAAGCUGAGUCCAAAGGUGAUUCCAGAACGGCCACGAGUGCCGGCAUUCUAUACGAAGAAGAUCCAACUAACCAAGGAACAGACAAGAAGAAAUCGGAGAAGACAGAUGACACAUCCGAAUCCGAGUCGGAGGCUAAGUCGAAGAAGAAGAGAGGUGUCAAGGCCGCCAAGAAGAAGGUAGUAGAUUCUUCGUCUGAAAGUGAGACAGACGAGGCUGAGGAGGAGACGCCGGCACCUCUCAAGAAGAAGACACAAGAAAAGACGAAGAAGGACAGUGUCAAAAAGUUAUCCAAGACCAAGGACAGCGCUACUACUCCAGCCGAUACCGAGCCCAACAAUGUCGGCCCUACCGUCAAGAAAGUCCGAAACAAGAAUGCAGGAGUAAAGACGAACGAGACCAAAAAUAUCGACAAGCCUCAGAAAGUAAUGCCCGAGGCGGCGUUGUCUCCUCACCUACGCCGACCCAAUCUCAUUAUGCCCAUUCGCGCGGAGGUCGUCCAAGUUGAGCAUACCAUUGAGGGCGUCGAAGAUCCUCGACCCAACGCUUUCCACGACCCUCAACACGGGGUUGUCCGGGUCUAUCAUGGACCAGCCUACGGUAAUCCGUACGGCUUGCUCUAUCCUGCUCGCGACCCAAACAAGGCUCCUUUGCCGAUGGGCGUUCCCCAUCCCCUGCAAAACCCCUAUUUCUACGGCUUCGCCAAUCCCUCAAACCCCGGAGAUAACCACUUCAAGGGCCAGUCUCCAUGGGGCUCUAUGCCCGUCACUUGUGUGCCUGGAGGGCCGCCAGUCAUGGCAGCAGUCGACCCGAUGCAGAUGGGAAUGCAGAUGCCUCCGUGGUGGGUUCCCAUGUCUCCUAAAGGUCUUUCGCCAAAGGGGUCUCCAAAGCCUGUCAUGUCGGGGGCCAUUCCAGUAGACGCGGCAUCAACAACAGGUGCCAAGAAUAAGGAACAAGGAUGGGAUACCAACGUCGGUCCUCAACAGACCAAGGCCGCUUCACCUUUGACAAAGGUAGCGAGUCCCAAUAACGUGGCUCCUGCUUCUCCUAUCAAUAUCAAUUUGACGGUGAAUCCAAAUACGCCGUGGGCUGCCUUUGCUAGCGACCUCAGCAAAAAGUCUACUCCGAACAAGAAUGGAUCGCAGAAUGGAAGCAAGAUCAACGGUGGUGGGUCUAACGGAAGCAAAAACUCUUGGGGAUCGAAGAAGACCGCAGACUGGCAGCCCUUGGGCAGUGGCCAGCAUCCUGAUCUUGCUUGGGGCAACACUCCCACAAAGAGCCAGGGAAGCAACAAUUGGAGUAACAAGGGGAGUAACAAGGGAAGCAAUUCGGGCUGGACGAAAAUCGGAGAUGCGAACAAUGAUUCUUGGGGAGCGACUGGGGGCAGUGGAAGCAACAGUGGGUGGAACACCACGAACACUGGACAGGCCAAUGAUCCUUGGGGGACAUCCGGCAUCACUCAGAGCAACGACGCUCAGACAACUUCGGGCGGUGACGGUUGGACAGCGACAAAUGGUACCGCUUGGGACAAUACCGACAACAUGAACAAGGAUGGAUGGGGAACCUCCAAUACCCAAGCAGCCGAUCCCUGGCCCAACUCUGGAGGCGACUACAGCAACAACUGGGGGACUGGAUCGAAUCAUUCUAACUCGAAGAGGUCGAAUAAUAGCCAAAAUGGUAAUGGGAGCAACCGAAGUGUCAGCGGUCAAGCCAAGGUUGCUACGAACUGGGAUGGCCAGGGAAACAACGUUGGCUACUCAGGAUCGGAACGUAAGGUGUCAAACAGCUCGAACAAGUCUAGCAAGUCGAAAAAGACUUCACCGCCGCCACCCUCAACGAAUGCUGGCUGGGACAACAACGCUGAACCUUCGACCAACAGUCCCGUCGGUAACUCAUCCAACAAGAGCAACGGAAACAAGAACUCAAAGAAUACGUCCAAGGGCGAUACGUGGGCGACUACUAGCAAUUCGGCCUGGACAACAGACAACAAUGCUGGCCCAACGACCAAAAAUAGCCCCCACAAUUCCCAAUCAUCGAAGAAGAGCUCAGGAAGCAAGAGGGAAAAGACUGAUCAAUGGGUUUCGGCUGGCAGCGGCGCCGGAUGGGGCCCCGAGACCACAAGCGGCGAGGUCAACUUUGGCCCGACGGCGACCGAGAUGAGCAAGACUUCGAGCAGCAGCAAGAGUAUGCCGGGCGCUUGGGAUACCAAUAUCCCUCCUUGGGGAGACCCGACAUUGGCGCAAUCGACAGGCGGCGCGGCAGACCAAUGGUAG